This is a messenger RNA of Candoia aspera, 4311 nucleotides long. RefSeq names its product TNF receptor superfamily member 14 (gene TNFRSF14). Gene Ontology annotation, biological process: positive regulation of cytokine production involved in immune response; immune response; negative regulation of alpha-beta T cell proliferation. Gene Ontology annotation, cellular component: external side of plasma membrane; membrane. The record is from RefSeq and is a predicted model, not a curated record. Gene Ontology annotation, molecular function: protein binding; transmembrane signaling receptor activity. The coding region runs from base 66 to 854 and encodes 262 amino acids. Lineage: Eukaryota; Metazoa; Chordata; Lepidosauria; Squamata; Candoiidae. The transcript is spliced from 8 exons.
GAAGCGUCGUCCCGGACGGUCGGUCCCAUGGCUCUUCUCUCUCGGGAGUCGCGCUAGUUGGGAACAUGGUUCUGAUGCUCCGUGUUGUCUUUGCUAUUCACUUGCUGCUCCUUCAGGAUGCAUAUCCCUGUGAAAUGUGGGAAUACUCAGUUGGAGGGGAAUGCUGCCCCAAAUGUGAUGCAGGACACCGAGUCUUGAGGCACUGCACCAUUGCUUCCGGUACGAGCUGCGUUCCCUGUAACGAUGGGUGGUAUACCGAGCACCCAAAUGGGUUGACACUGUGCUUUAAGUGCCAAGAAUGUGAUCCAGGAGCUCAUCUGCAAAUCAAGGAACCAUGCCACUAUCGGAAGAACACGGAAUGCAUCUGCCAACCAGGUUUUUUCUGUUCUCACCAACUGGAGGAACAUUCCUGUGACCUGUGUGUCAAGCGUACUAUCGCUCCUCCUGGUUUUCAGGUGCUCCAAGCUGGCACCGAAACUAGUGACACCAAAUUUGAGCCCUGUCCUCCUGGGACAUUUUCAGCAAGAGAAAUGUCACUUUCUUGCACAAAGUGGACAAAUUGCAGUAAGAAAGGCUUGAUCGAAGAACAGGCUGGCAAUGCAACUGCUGAUGCUGUGUGUGGGGUCCAUAACCCCCCUCCAAGGAACGAUGCCCUAAUUUUAGCUAUCAUCCUCCCUGCUUUGCUGAUCCUGGGUUUAAUUGUAAUAUGGAUAAAGAGAAAGUACAUAAUGAAAGCAUUUGGCAGAAAAAAGGGGGAAGAACCAGGUCACACAAAUCCAGAGAAUGAAUGUAUGGUGACGCCCAUUCAGGAGACAACCCAAAAUCCUGGACAGCCAAGCUAUGCAAGAUCUUGAGAGGUGGCAAUGUUCAGCCCUGCUACCAAGGCUAGUCACUGCUUGGGCCUUCUCUGUUUGACCUUCUGGAAGCUCCAAAUUCAUGUAGAGAAAGUGGACCAAGCUGAAUCUCAUGCAGCCUAUAAAGAUAAAGCAGAGAAGUGGAGAACGUCCCCUUCCAUGGAAGGGCAAGACAGGUAGAUUAUUCCUACCCGAAGAGGAACACUACAAAAAAUGAAGCAUUCCACAGCUUUUCUGGUUCAGGGCCAGAAAUAAAACGAAAGCCCAUCUGACCAUUGCAAAAACAAGGGGACAGAGAAAAAAACAUCUCUUUGGUGCAGAACGGGGGGCUGAUCAGCCUGUGACGUCGGGAGGAAGGCAAAAGAGAUGCAAAAGCGUUUGUAUCUGGAUCGUAGAAACGGAAUUAACUUUUCUUUUUGUACGAUGUUAUUAAGGAUAUUUUUUAAAAAAAGAAGACAAACCAAUAAAGGCGGGAUAUAAAAUAAAUAAAAAAUGAAAUGAAAUAAUAGUAAGGAAUAUAAAGCAAGGAAAAGAAAGGAAGUGAAAGCUGAAAGGGCAGGAAAAGAGAAAAAAGGAAAGAGAAAGAAAAAAGAUGCAAAGAAGUCGUUUCCAAUCUGCUUUGCAACAGUUAUUAACAGUUAUUAAUUUAUCCCUUACUCUAUGGUUACAACAUGACUCUCUUCUUUCUAUAAUUUGUCCUGUCUAAUCAUCAGAACCGUAAAUCAUAUUUUUUUCUGUUUCACGCAAAAAGGCCAUAAGGGGUUUCCAGUCAGCAGUGAAUGCAGAGAUGGUCUUUUCUCUGCUCAAUUUGUCCCUCUCAGCAAGUCCCACCAUCUUCACCCACCAUUCCUCCGUUGUAGGUAGUGCCAAACCUUUCCAUCUUUCCUCAUGCCAUAAUCUCGCUGCAGUUACCGUGUACGCAAACGGAGUUCCGUGGCUUUUUUCCCAACGGUUCCUCCCUCCCUCCCAAAAGAAAAACCUCGGCUCUCAAUUGUAUAUUGAUCUUUAGAACCCUCUGAACCAGUGUCUCUGAAUCCAAAAUUUUCCAGCGUUUUUGCAUGUCCACCAAGCAUGUAAAACGUCCCUUCUUGCUGCUCACGUGUCCAACGUAAAUCCGAAGUGCCUUUCUACAUUCUCGACAGUUUCUCUGGUGACGUAGACCAACUGGAAUCGAAAGAGACAGGGACGAAGCCGCUGUGGGUGGGGCCAGCCCCAUUUUGGGGUGGCACUGGCCCCAUUUCUCUCCCCCGUUGCUCCUCCAUUUCUUCUCCCUUCCUCUCUGCUCCUCUCCUCCCUCCAGGUUUUCAAGGAAGAUUGGACCACCAUCUGCCUGAGAUGGUCUGAGGAUUUCUGCCUUGGGUGGGGGGCUGGAUUGAAGACCUCCCAGGUCCCUUCCAACCCUGUGAUUCUGUGGUUCUGUCCCUCCUUCCUCUUCCUCCUCACUGAAUGAAUACACAGGUUCCUUGCUAGGGUUUUGGACAGAGAGUGUCAUGAGCACUGACGGCGAGCAGGAGGGGGCCUCUAUCCAGGGGGGAAAACGCAUGCGUAGCACUGAGGAAUUAAGCAGCCAUUCAAAGAGACACAGAUCAGACCCGCCUUAGCUUUUGGGGUUUAUCUGUCUGGGUUUUCUCACACUUCUUCAGUUUGUUAGGAUUCUCUGUUAUGUAGCAGCAAUAAACACUAGAGACCUGCUCCUCGGUGUGGUUCCUGACUGUUAGGACAGAGAGCUUGCUGAAGAUAAUCGGAGUGCUGUAGGUCGCUCCCAAGUCCUUCCAAAGGACCUCGUUGUUACGGCGUUGCCUUAAAGCCUGGCCUUGUUCAAAGGAAGGGACAAAAGAGCCAUCCGCCCAAUUUUGGGAUUACUAGUUUGCGAGGGCUCCGUCCUUCUGAAUCAGGGGAGAGCAGCCAGGCGGUACAGUGUGGAGCCCUGCGCUCCUGUUUGCAGAUUGAAAUGUCUGAGGUUACGAGAUGAAUAGGGAACAAUCCCACUCCUGAAUCAAAGCCUUUUCUAUCGCGUUGCAUUUUGCUUUUCCAGCUGGCCCCAUUCGCAGUUUGGUCCUGGUUCUGUGGACGAGUCGCUUCAAAGAGCGUGAAAAAAAUGGCCCGCUCUUGCUUUUCAGGAUGCGGUAGAGCCAUCUAGAGCCGUGCUUCUCAGCCUUGGCAACUUCAAGCUGUGUGGACUUCAACUCCCAGAAUUCCCCAGCCAGCUUGGUUGGCUGGGGAGUUCUGGGAGUUGAAGUCCACACGGCCUGAAGCUGCCAAGGCUGAGAAGCAUGGCUCCAGUCUGCAGGAGAACAGAGUCUGGUGCAGCUGCUGAGGAAUGGUUACCAGAAGUAUUCUGAGAGGAAUGGGCAUCUGCUAGCCCUGCACUCAGAGGGGCAUUUAUUUCUUCAUUUUUAUUUUAUCACAGUUAUCACUGCCCAUCUCCCCCCAAAGGAGGGACGCUGGGUUGGGCAAGAUGACCCCUAAGGUACCCUUGCACUGUUGGAUGUUAUCACUCCGUGCGUAGUUAUGCAAAGGCCCAUCAAGCGGGGAUGGGGAGGUUGAACUCACCCCUCAGUUCUGCACAAAAAGUGGGGUUUGCAGACGUCCUUCCGAAGCUGCAUUGCAACCAUGGGUCCUACCCUGCAUUUGGGUUUGAUUUUAAAAAAAUCUGUGUAUGUGUGCACCCAGCUGGCACCUGCACUUCUUUGUUUGUUACGGUGCAAUGCACACAAUCCUAAAACGGCCGCAACGUGUUAGAAAAGAGGACCUUCUCUCAGAUCCGCAGCAUUUCUCCUUUGCGGGGGAGAUGGGCGGUGAUAAAAAUGUGGUAAGUAAAUAAAAUGGAAUGAAAUAAAUAAAUAGAUUUCUCCCAAAGUGUCUGUGACUCAAUAUCACUCUCUCCAUGUACUGAGGAUCCAGUCCAGUGUAUGAAACUUCGUCUUCUGGGACACUAUUCCCAGCUAAACACUACGGGAUAAUGGUGAUUUAAAAGUGGCCACCUUCUUGCACCUUCCUUGUACUAUCCAAUCAUCUUCUGUUAGGAUUUUUUUUCUGAUAUUUAAAAGAGACGAAUCCCACCCAUCCUUGAAACUGGGUAAACUUUCCGAGAAUUUCCUCUCAAGUCUUGGCAGGAAAAACGUAUUCAAGAAACAGGAAUAAAGUAUCCGUCCUUUUCUGUUCCUGCAAAAAGGUCUUUCCUUUCUUUAAUUAGUAAUGUAUCAGGGAUUAUUAUUUUAAAAAAUAUACGGAUGGGGUGCUAAGACUGAGGAAGAGACAGAUGGGCAGCCUCAGAUUUGUAAAUGGUGCCCCACUCCAAGCUUCUUGUGACUGGCAAAGGUUUUCACUGGAUUGUAAAUUUGAGGAUGAACAUAAUGGGCAUCCAGUAUCUUUUUAUCUCCAUGAAGCAAUAAUACUAAUUGCGUUGAAUUAAGCGUAACUAAUGUUAAAUUGAAAUAAAGUACACGUAUGGUUU